AUAUUUUCGUUUACUUGGGUACAGGACUCAGAAAUGUUUGGAUUAUCGCCAACGGUACACUGAACUGAAAUGUUGUAGAUUGGACUUCAGAAAAAAUGAAUUAAAAUUUUGAGUCUUGAAAGUUUCAAGAAUUAUUCUGCUGGUUGUAUCCAACCUAACGUUCUCAUCUCAAGUAGAUAACUGUUUGCGUGUUCUGAUUUUCAAUUUCGUGGUUAUAGUAUUCAAAGUAGAUUUUGAAAUUUUGAAAUGGAUGAUUCUGAGCGAUUUGAAGAUGCCCAAAAUUUCGUUACGUGUCCUUAUAAUGCUGCGCAUUCCUGUCCAAAGUUCCGAAUGGCCCGUCACUUGGUGAAAUGUAGACGGCAGCACGAAGAAGUAGCCAAAGAGCAACGCGUGUGUCCGUUCAAUUCUACCCAUAUAAUUCCCCAAAUCGAAUUAGCUUAUCAUGAAACUAUUUGCCCGGACCGUGAGUUAUUUUACACGUAUACGCAUAAAACAGAGGAUAGUCAAAAUCCCGUCGUCGAAGAAUUGUACAAGAAUACGAUGAAAAAAGUAGAAAUUCCGAGCGACGAAAAUUGGGAUGAUGAAAUCAAUCCUGACGUGAAUAUCAUUGAAAGGUGUAAAAAAAAUGCCCUUGAUAGAGGUGUACUGCAGAGUAAUUCGAACGAGCCGCCCGCGGAACGUAAAGCGUUAAGGCUCGAGCAACGUAUGAGGACUCGUGAAAGAAUGAACGCCGAAGAAGAAAAAAAAAAGAUUCAUUUAAUGAAUCAGCCGCCUCACGAGGAUUCCGAAUCUGUUGCUAGUUACCGUACAAUGACUUCCGGUCCGUCGAGUUAUUCGUUUGGUACCGCUAGAAAUACGGUUGAAAAAAAAAUGGGCGGUGUAUCCAAGCCUGAAUCAACUUCGUCUACAAGUCGAGGUAGAGGCAAAAAUGCACCCAAAGUCAGUUCAAAUUAUGAAAUGGGAUUUGGCCGUGGAAGACGUUAAGGCGAUAUCGUGUGAUGAGGAUGAUGUGUCGACGGAAGAUAUCAACUUCUUCGAUACGUAAUCGUAAAAUUUAUUUUCUCUUGUGUACAGUAAGAACCACGUUUUUUUGCGAAAUUAUCAUGAAGUGAAGUACUUUGAACUGUGAUUUUAUUAUGUAUAAUCAUUUCAAAACGCUUGUUGAACCGUUUGGUGAUUGUUACCUAUUUUUCAUUUUUUCGUUCGCAUUCGCUAUGUUUCAAUGGCUAAAAAAAUGAUACGCGUGUAAUUCGAAAAUAAUUUUUAUGAACCGAAUAUUUUAUGUUUAAAUUAUCAAAUUUUAAAUUGUAAGAAGUUGGUAUGUGUUUGAUUUUUUAGUUUUACUCCCUCCCUCCCUUCUCCCAAUGUUAAUUCAAUACAACGCAGUUGCUAUCUCAAGUUAUUUUUAGAGGUUCAUUUCUUUUAGUUGAUAUUUUUUUUAUGAUAUGUUUUUUAUUUUAAAAAAUCUUUAGUUGGUUUAUCAUAUUUUGUUUGCAAAGCACCUCAUUUUAUUGUACUGCAAAAACGCGUCCUGUUCGGUCGCGUUCGUCGUGUUCCUUUAAUUUUCAAGUUGAUAUUUGGUUUUAAAAAUUGUAAAUAUACUGAUCAUUCGAUUUA
Molecule: messenger RNA, 1617 nt
Organism: Planococcus citri (citrus mealybug)
Lineage: Eukaryota; Metazoa; Arthropoda; Insecta; Hemiptera; Pseudococcidae
Gene: arx
Product: asterix
Exons: 6
Coding region: 247-984 (245 amino acids)
Source: RefSeq, a predicted model, not a curated record